Messenger RNA from Stegodyphus dumicola, 902 nucleotides. Its product is annotated as oxysterol-binding protein-related protein 11-like. NCBI's taxonomy places the organism in Eukaryota, Metazoa, Arthropoda, Arachnida, Araneae, Eresidae. The record is from RefSeq and is a predicted model, not a curated record. Gene Ontology annotation, molecular function: sterol binding. Gene Ontology annotation, cellular component: membrane; cytosol.
UGCGCAUCUGUAGUAUGGCGAACCUAACGAAAGCAGACGAUAUUAAUUUUUUAAUAAAUGAUGUUCCUGAACUUACUGAGGAUGAAAAAAUUACGCUCAUUAAUGCAAUGAAAACAGCACAAGAACUAGAUGCUCAAGAGAGAAAUAAAAUGAGUCGACCUUUGGAAGGACAAUUAUACAAGUACACUAAUGUUGUAAAAGGUUGGCAAUAUCGCUGGUUCAUCCUCAAUCCAGAAACUGGUAUUUUGGAAUAUUAUAUGCUUGAUGAGGUGAAGAAAAAAAGACCUAGAGGAGCUAUAUUUUUAGCUGGAGCUGUAAUAUCUCCAAGUGAUGAAGACGGCCAAACUUUUGCAAUCAGUGCAGCUUGUGGUGAAUUAUAUAAGUUAAAAGCUAACGAUGCUAAAGAAAGGCAGUUCUGGGUCAACAGGAUAAGAGCUGUAGCUGAACAUCACACAAAAAGUAUUGCUGAAAAAAAUCCACCAUUACCUCCCCGAGAACACAGAACUCCUUUAUCUGCCAUUGAAUUAAGAACCUCUGGACCAAAUGCUGAUACUCAUUCUACAUGGUAUACUGGUUUUCACAGCAGUACUAUUAUGGACUCUCAUCCGACACGCAAAAGAGGAAGUAGAAAAACCAAAACACAAGUUACUCCUCAAACUUCUGUGGUUCAAAUUGCUUCUUCUGUGACUGAGGCUUUAAAUAACGUCCGUGAUAUGUUGCGCCAGACUGAAGCAUAUAAUAAUUCUUUAUCAAGAAAAAUUGAGGCUCUGCCUUACCUUGGAAAUGGUCCAAAAUGCUGUGAUACUAAUUUGUUACUGCUCAAAGCUACAUCAGCUGCUACACUGCGUACAUUACAACAAUGUUAUUCAGUUCUGCAACAUCAACAACUGCUGUUAGUAUAA